Chlamydomonas reinhardtii is the source of this 2533-nucleotide messenger RNA. RefSeq lists its product as uncharacterized. The transcript has 7 exons. The coding region runs from base 433 to 1962 and encodes 509 amino acids. Gene Ontology annotation, cellular component: mitochondrial inner membrane. The record is from RefSeq and is a predicted model, not a curated record. Gene Ontology annotation, molecular function: S-adenosyl-L-methionine transmembrane transporter activity. Lineage: Eukaryota; Viridiplantae; Chlorophyta; Chlorophyceae; Chlamydomonadales; Chlamydomonadaceae.
GUCAACCCGGCCUAUAACGGUGGCAUAGGACGACGGUUGACCUUCCCCGCGCCGGGGCCGUUACAAGCGAUCUGAACAAUAGUAUGUAACACGCAGUGGUACCGCUUGCGAACGAUACCGUAUCGAAAGGGGGUGCAUUUCUUAUAAAGCGGCCUAUAAAGCUGCGGGCCGCUUGCAAGAGUCCUGCACUCGUAAACAGUCUUUGGCAUGCUUUGGCAUAGCUUACGCUCGGUCGCUUAAACACGCAUAAUAGGUUUAGCAGCGGCUCCAAAUUCAUGCUGCGUAGAAGAAAUCGCCCAGGACCCCGCACCACUGCGCCAGCUCUCUCUAGGCCUAUGGUGGCACGCGGGCUGCUCAUAGAGCCAUUAUUCUGCGCGUAAACGAGAACAACUGCACAUCGUGGCUUUGACGGAAGCAGAGGGCCGCAAGUCGAUGGAGAAUGGCACGUGGCCUGGACGCGCGCUCGCGUCAAACCUGGUGGCCAGCUUGCCGACAUCCCCAGGAGAAGUAGCGAGCAUAUUUUGGAGUGGAGCGCUUGCGGGGUUUUGCCUAGAAGCAGCGGUGCACGGCACUCAGGCCCUGCACUCGCGGUACGAGCAGCUCCGCCGAGGGCACCCGCUCAGCACGUUGGGCGUCAAAUGGUGGGCGGCUGCGUUGCGGACACCUGCACGACCCAGGGGCCCAUACCAAGGAGCAGUCGGCACGCUGGCAGCUGGGACACUGUGGUCAGGCAUUUUCGGCUCUGUGUACGUGCCGGUGCGGGCUGCGGUGGACGCGACCUUGCCACCGGACCAGACGGGCUGGGGGCCGGCGGCUGCGGCGGCGGCGGGCAGCAUUGCGGCUUCCUCCGUGCGCGUGCCGCUGCAGGUGGUGAAGGGCCGCAUGCAGGCGCACGAGUUCUUCUGCUCCCUGCAGGCGUUUGAGCUCAUUCUCCGGCGGGAGGGCCCCGCCGCGCUGUAUCGGGGCUGGGCACGCAGCGUGUCAAAGAACGCCCCCUUCGACGCCGUGCUCUUCCUCCUAUACGACAUCGGGAAAACCCGCAUAACGGAGCUCAAUCGCGCCCGUGGCGGCGGCGGCGGUGGCGGCGGCGCCGCCGCCGCCGCCUGCGCCAGCGGCGGUAGUCAUGGAGCUCCCCUGGCUGCAACAGCUUGCGGGCAAGGGAGCACGGGCGCCGCCAGCGGUGCUGCUUGGGGCGCUGCUGGGGGUGCCAGUGGGGACGGCACAGGGCCGGCAGUUGGGGGGCAUGCCGAGGCAGGCUUGGACUCAUCAGGAGCGCAUGCCGAUGCCGCAGACGGCAGUAGCAGAUAUAGCAGCAGCGCCAGUAGCGGAGGCGAGGGCAGUGGUGAGGCGGAUGGGGAUGGGAUGUACCGGACCGCAGACGCCGCGGUGGUGGGCGGGCUGGCAGGAGCCCUCACAGGGCUGUUGACCAGCCCGCCCGAGCUGUGGCGGCUGCGCGGCCAGCUGAUGCAACAGGCGGAGGCAGCAGCCGCGACAGCAGCGCUGAUGGCAGCAGCAGGCGGAGGCGGAGGAGGGGCAGGCGGCGGGCGUGUGGCAACCGCCGUGGCCUUGGGCGCCUCCGGCACUGCCGCCGCCUCAGCAGCAGGAGGCACAGCGCGCCGUGCAAUGCCGCCGUUUGCUAGUGAUGGUGGUGGUGGUGGCGGCGCCGCCGCUGCGGCUGCCCGUCUACGCGCGGUUGUGGCGGCGGCGCUGCGAGGCAGCCUGCGGGCGCGUGUGCUGUGGGCGGCACUGGAGGGCGCGGUGUUCUUUUCUGCGCUCGAGACCUUAAUUCCGGUAUGUGACCGGGUUUUCAUGCCGGCGGCUGAAUCGCAGCAUCAGUCUGCAGAGUCGGCAACAGCGGGAGGAGGAGGCGGAGGCGGCGGCGGGCAGGAUUACUCGGAGGCGGCAGGGCUGUUGGGUGGCAGCAGCCCAUUGCGCCAUCCGGCACACCCAUUGCACUGGUGAAGAGGAGCAGUAGUGACGGCAGGUGAUGUUACUUGUGACACAGCGUGUGUUCUCUCCUUACAUCGUGGUCGUUACGGUGAUCGGUCGAUAGGAAAGCGAAUGAAGGCUAUACGCUAUGCGGCACGUCCCAGACACGCAGCUAUACGAAGCCAUGCACAAUACUACGUUCUGGUACGCCCUGGUACCGCUGAUAGCCAAGCGUGGCCAUUUUUUGCAGGAUGAGAGGCAACUCACAGCAAGAUAGAGUCAGACACGCACAGGAUUCAAGGCUUGAGAGGUCUCUGGACUGGCAUUUAAAGGAGGCUGCAAGAGUUUGAAUGGUGUUAGCAGGGGUUUUUAGACACGGAGUGUGAGUGAGUGUGCGUGUGUGUGUCGUGUGCGCAUGGCUGGAUUGGAGGACGGCAGGUAUAGGAAGACGAGUGACACAAGAGAUGCGCAGCCUUACAUUCGGACCACAGGUAGGUGUAUGCAAAUCUGGCAUAGCGCAGCAGUACCGCAGUGCAAUGCUUGGUUCUCCAAAUGGAUUGACGAAAUGGUUUCUGCAGCAAGUAGUAGAAAAGGAAAAGGGGAA